Saitoella complicata NRRL Y-17804 is the source of this 741-nucleotide messenger RNA. RefSeq lists its product as uncharacterized. Gene Ontology annotation, cellular component: mitochondrion. The coding region runs from base 1 to 618 and encodes 205 amino acids. The transcript is spliced from 2 exons. Lineage: Eukaryota; Fungi; Ascomycota; Saitoellomycetes; Saitoellales; Saitoellaceae. The record is from RefSeq and is a predicted model, not a curated record.
AUGAGACCGAUUCCUGUUUUCGUUUCUUCUUGGGCGAGAAGACCAUUCUCGUCUUCGUCUCGGCUAUGGGCUGACUUCUAUGACCUCUUGCUCGAGCAACCGCGAAUUGGGCCAAGGGUUUUCGGUGGAUCCACGGCUGCCCCAGAGUUUGCCUAUAUCAAGCCCUCAGCAGAACGUGAUGCUUUGGACGCCAAGAAGCGUAAAGAGGCUAUGCAGCGAAACGCGAAAACAAUUCAAGGCGUUUCCAUUCCAAAUAAACCAGAGGAGCCUGACAACUGCUGUCAGAGUGGCUGCAUACAUUGCGUUUGGGAUCUUUACCGAGAAGAUUUACAAGAGUGGCAAGACGCCCGACGAAGAGCUGUGAAAGCUCUGCGGUCUCACGAUCCACCAUUGCCUACUCCAGAGUUCCUACUUGACGCAGAUAUCGGAGUUGAGGAUGAUCCGUUGGAGAAGGUCAGUCCGGGCAUGCGUGCGUUCAUGAUGCUUGAGAAACGUAUUCGGGAAAAGAAUGAAGGAGAUGUCGGAUUAAGAGAGGGAGCAAAAGGAGUAGGCCAGAGCACUGGCUCAGUAGUUGACGAGGCAGUCGGCUUAGACAACAAAUUCGGAGGCGAGGGGUGAGUUAAUUGAGAUAUAAUUAGAUCAUUGAAAGAGAAGCCCAGGACACCAUUCGCACAGAACAAAUAAAAGAACCCCAUAUCAAUACCAGAGACGCCACGGCAGCAUGCUCGCUGCGUCCUCAGG